Messenger RNA from Helianthus annuus (common sunflower), 1913 nucleotides. RefSeq lists its product as uncharacterized. NCBI's taxonomy places the organism in Eukaryota, Viridiplantae, Streptophyta, Magnoliopsida, Asterales, Asteraceae. The transcript has a single exon. The coding region runs from base 156 to 1730 and encodes 524 amino acids. The record is from RefSeq and is a predicted model, not a curated record.
GACUGAAAUUCACCAAUUUUAUAACAUCCUUUUGAGGCCAUAACCACCUCCAAGUUAUCCAAUUUUCAUUCACUCAUUUACCCUAUAAAUUCCCAUCACCAUUCAUCAUACUAUACACUUCAACUCUCACACACCCAGAGAUUCAUUUAUUUUGCAUGAAAAUGGACUUAUGGUCAUGGAUAUCUGAGUUACCAAACUCGGACGAGUGGUCACUCGAUUCCACUUCCGAACUCACCUUCCAGUUAGCGAGUUCAUCCGAGUCACUCCAACUCAAAGCAAGAAGAAAAUUCUCAUCUAACUCAGAUCUGUUAGCGAUCACCUUCUACGUCUCACAUGACGAAAAGGCCCUCUGGGUGUCUGACACGUGUCAGGUUAACUCGGAAAAACCUUUCUUACCUCUUGUACUUCAAAUCCUCCAAGAAAUCAUCUCCCGUUCACCUACGGCGCACGAUAGCAUCGCCGCCGUAUGCCCGCGUUCCCAGCUCCAGAAACUGAAGCCCGACGCGGUUUCAUGGAUCCUCGACUCUCACGCGCCGGAAUCCUUUUCGAACUUUUUUAACCUUAUUUUUCUAGCGAGGUUGUUCUGGCUGUGUGCAUGCGACGCGCCGUCGGAAGUGGGGUCUUUGUACUUCAACGCCAUGCUGGCUCCGAACCUUGAAGCGUUCUCGUCGGCUCACGCGCCGGUGUUGCGGGCUUUCUUUGUUUCUUCCGGUAUUGACGUGGAGCUUGCUAUCAUGCGCACGUUUGGGUACAUGUUAACGAAGUGUUUGUUGUUACGAGAGGUGGGUGUAGGUUUACAGCUGCUUACGCCGUCGUAUAACAACUUAGGGUUUUCUUACGCGGCGGAGACACAUGGGUUGUGGGUUUUGAAAGGGUACGCGCCGCUGAUGGCGAUGACACGCGCCGGCUCACGCAGCGUAUCACCUGUGUUUGAAACUAAGGAGUCUGUGCUAAAGUACGCGUUGGCCCACCAGCAGAUUGAGGUUGUGAUACAGUUGGAAUAUUCAGUUGAAGUUAAAGAAAGCUUUAUUUUGGUUAAGGCACGUGUGGACAAUAUAAGGGUCCAUGUGGCAAAAUUAGGGUUUGGUAAGGGUGAAGAGAACAAUGUUUACAUGUAUGAGAGGCAUUUCCCAAGUCGGGUUCGGAUUUGGGUCGGGCCAGAAGCCGGGGCUAGUUAUGUGUCUAGUUUAACCUUAGGUCGAUCCACGGAUAAUAUCGAGAAAGAAACCGAAACACAGAAGGUAUUGAAGGGUAGUUUUGGAGAAACGAAAGUUCCAAAGAUGAAGGCGAUGACUAGGACGACUACAAGGACAAAGGCGAGGUCAUGGAGAUUGGACCAAGACUCGGAUGGACAUGUGGCGAUCUUCGACACCACACUAUGUGACAACAUGACGGGCGUGGAGGUCUCGACAUGGCAACCACAUGUUGGUGAUGAUGCUGGACCCAAUGGACGUGUGGACCGCGAUCAAGUAGGCCAGAGCUUUCAGAAACGAUACACAGGGGCAAAUAGAUCAUUUACUAAAGCCGGAAAUUGGGUAUUUUCUGAAGGGUUAGAAGCGGCGAAAUGGAGAUUAAACAAGGAAAUGGAAGGGAGUGUGUUGAAAUGGAGGAUUGGGGGUCAAGUUUGGGUGAGUUACCUCCCAAAUGAGGUAAAGAGUUCAUAUUUUGAAACCAGGUGUGUGGAAUGGUGUGACGAGGUUGAUUUGCCGUUGAUUCUCGGUGCAUACUAAGGUGUCAAUUGAAAUAAAACUAGCGAUGUUUAUAUAGAACGUUGUUAAUAUAGUUUCUAGUAUCUCGUGACAUAUGAUUUUAUAAGUUGUGUACAUCUCAACAUCUAUAUUAUUAGGGUUUAAGCUUUAAUAAACAAGCUAAUCCAUUGUGGAAAUACAUAUGCAUCAUGUCGUUCAUGUGAA